GGGGCUGUAUUUCCCUUUUUAAGAGCCCCCUAAACAAAUAAUUGCCGUACCUCUUAUAUAAUUGAUAUUAACUGAAAAGUCAUUUCCGUAGUAUAAAUUCAUCUGUACAGAUAAGUAAAUGAAACUAGCGUAAAAAGCAUGGCAGCUUCCUUGCUCUUGAUACGGAAUAGCCUCUUGCUUGGCAGCUUCCUUGCUCUUGAUACGGAAUAGCCUCUUGCUUGGACGACCGUAAAGGUAAAUGAGGCGUGUCCUUGAAGGAGGAGGAAUGAGCAUUAAAAAACCCCAAGCAGUUGCAGGAGCUGGGAGAGAAUUCUUGUCUUUGUGUCUUGCUGAUUACAUGAGAGCAGCCAUCCUCCAUCAGGUGGCCACCAUAUCUGUUGCUUCCCACGUGGCAUGGUCAGUGAUGUGAGUUGUGAUUCCAGAUUUUGAAAGAUCAAAACAGAUAUAUAAAAAGUUUGCACAUCAUCUGUAAAGCAGCUUCUUGGCUGUUCAGACUUUAAAGGCAUGCCAAGGCUCCUAAAGUGAUUGGUAGUAGUUCAUCUAGAAUUAAUCCCACCAAUGUUUUGGAAUUACAGCUUGUAGAUUUUCUUGACUGAAGUCCGUCAUAGGAUAUGUAGUUUGAACUUGAAAAAGUGACUUUAUACAUUAAAUAGCCAAAGGAAAACAGUAUUGUUCUCAGCAGGUUCCUGAGGAACUUCCAUUAAAAUAAUUUUCCACAUUGGUCUUGUGGUAUAUACCUUUCAUUUGGUUUGAGUUUUAUUAAACAGUGUAACCAACAUCUGAUAUGAGUCAUUCAGAUUGGCUUAUAUGUUAAUUAGGAUCUAAAAAUGUUGGUAUCAGAGAUAGUGCAUAUUUUCUGAGACUGAUACAGGCUAAAUUUUAAGAAUCCCAUUUUUCCCCAUUUUCUGCUCUAAGUGGUAUAAAAACUACCCAUUACCAGGUAGUUAAUGCAUGCAGUAUACAUAUUGUAUAAUUCCAUACUCCUUUAUCUUUGUCCCAGAUGAUACUGGAAAUCGACUUCGUUUCCAACUAGAACUGGAAUUUGUGCAGUGUCUAGCAAACCCCAACUACCUCAAUUUUCUUGCCCAGAGAGGAUACUUCAAGGACAAAGCAUUUGUAAAUUAUUUAAAAUACUUGCUCUAUUGGAAGGAACCAGAGUAUGCCAGAUACCUAAAGUAUCCCCAAUGCCUGCAUAUGCUAGAGCUGCUCCAAUAUGAACAUUUCCGUAAAGAACUAGUGAAUGCGCAGUGUGCAAAAUUUAUUGAUGAGCAACAAAUACUCCACUGGCAACACUAUUCCCGCAAGCGGAUGCGCCUCCAGCAGGCCCUUGCAGAACAGCAGCAGCAGCAACAGCAGAACAGCACCUCUGUCAAGUGAGCCAUUAGGCACUACAAAAACUCCUUGCAAGGGCAGAAGGCACCUGUGGAUUUAAUCUGGAGAAUUGUUAUCUGAAAUGCCUUAGCACGGUGAUGGUAUUAGUACAAUGUUGCUUGUGGAUGUUUAGCAGUUUCGGUUAGAAAUUUCAGAUUUGCCACAGACCAAACAAAUGAUUUCUUCAGGAUGUAAGAGAUUCUUCUUAUACUCUGAUUUAAAGGCGUAGAUGUGUUUCCUGAUACUGUAUAGCAGAAGGGUAUUUUGGAACAUUUACUGUGAAGUAAAAGUGGCUAAACAUU
Protobothrops mucrosquamatus (brown spotted pit viper) is the source of this 1673-nucleotide messenger RNA. It is a transcript of the gene MED31, whose product is annotated as mediator complex subunit 31. The transcript has 3 exons. Gene Ontology annotation, cellular component: core mediator complex; mediator complex. The record is from RefSeq and is a predicted model, not a curated record. Bases 952 to 1377 code for a protein of 141 amino acids. NCBI's taxonomy places the organism in Eukaryota, Metazoa, Chordata, Lepidosauria, Squamata, Viperidae. Gene Ontology annotation, biological process: regulation of transcription by RNA polymerase II. Gene Ontology annotation, molecular function: transcription coregulator activity.